UGUGCCUCGGGCUGCUCUCUUGCCACCCCCGCCCCCGGCCCAGGGCCACCUGUGCCCCGCCCUGCCAGCCGCACCCCAGCUCGGGAACCACGGAGCCGGGUGUCCGAGUUGGGUGCGCCAAAAAGGAUCGCCUGGAUCUGGGAAUGUGGCCUCGCUGAGAGCCCUCCGCCGGUGGACAAGGGAGCGGGUCUGUGGCGCGAACUUGUGGGUAGGAAGUUGGUCUACACUUCGGCAACAUGACCAGCACAGCAAGCUCGCAAAACAAGGAAAUCGAUUGUCUGAGUCCAGAAGCUCAAAGACUGGCGGAGGCCAGGCUUGCAGCGAAGCGUGCAGCCCGUGCCGAGGCUCGAGAGAUCCGGAUGAAGGAGCUGGAACGGCAGCAGAAGGAGAUCUAUCAAGUCCAAAAGAAAUAUUAUGGGCUGGAUACAAAAUGGGGCGACAUCGAGCAGUGGAUGGAAGACAGCGAGCGCUACUCUCGUAGAUUCCGGAGAAACCCAUCGGCUUCUGAUGAAGACGAGCGCUUGUCUGUGGGUAGUCGCGGCAGCCUGAGGCCUGAGCUGGAGUAUGGGGCUCCCUACGCCUGGACUAACGGUUACGAUGGAGACUAUUGCGGAUCCCAGUCCCUAAGUAGAAGAUCUGGCAGGAAUUCCAGCUUCAGCAGCGGUGGCGAUGGCCGAGUCUCCACUUUGUCAUCCUCCAGGGAGGAGAAGUUGGCAUCCAUGUUGGAUGAGAGCAGCCUCUACGGGGCUCGGAGGGGAAGCACCUGUGGGUCCCGAGCUCCCUCAGAGUACAGCGGCCACCUCAACUCCAGCUCCAGAGCCUCCUCUAGGGCCAGCUCUGCGCGGGCCAGCCCUGUGGUAGAAGAAAGGCCAGACAAAGACUUCACUGAGAAGGGGUCCCGUAACAUGCCCAGCCUGUCUGCAGCCACCCUGGCUUCUCUGGGUGGGACUUCCUCCCGGAGAGGGAGUGGAGAUACCUCCAUCUCCAUGGACACCGAGGCAUCCAUUAGGGAAAUUAAGGAACUUAAUGAGUUAAAGGACCAGAUUCAGGAUGUAGAAGGCAAAUACAUGCAGGGAUUGAAAGAGAUGAAGGACUCGCUGGCCGAAGUUGAGGAGAAGUACAAGAAGGCUAUGGUGUCCAACGCCCAGCUGGACAACGAGAAGACCAACUUCAUGUACCAGGUGGACACACUGAAGGACACGCUGCUGGAGAUGGAGGAGCGGCUGGCCGAGUCUCAACGGCAAUACGAGGAGAAGAGCAAGGAGUUUGAGAGAGAGAAGCACGCUCACAGCAUCCUGCAGUUCCAGUUCGCUGAAGUGAAAGAGGCCCUGAGGCAAAGGGAAGAAAUGCUUGAGGAAAUCCGGCAGCUGCAGCAGAAACAGGCGGGUUUUAUCAGGGAGAUUUCUGAUCUUCAGGAAACGAUAGAGUGGAAAGACAGGAAGAUAGGGGCAUUAGAAAGACAGAAAGAGUUCUUUGAUUCCAUAAGGAGCGAACGAGAUGAACUUAGAGAAGAAACAGCCAAACUGAAAGAGGAGUUGAAGAAACAUGGAAUAAUCCUAAAUUCAGAAAUAGCCACCAACGGAGAGACUUCAGACACAGUAAACGACGUUGGGUAUCAAGGCCCUACCAAGAUAACAAACGAGGAGCUGACUGCCCUCAAGUCGGCCGGGGAGGGGACACUAGGAAAAGCCAAAGAAGUGGAGGUGCAAAAGGAAAUGGUGGAGAGUGUGGGGAAAAGAGAGCCCUUACAGAACACUGAGCAAGAACAGCCUAAAGCCAGCACAGUAAAGGAUUGUGUGGACAGAGGGGUGUCACAUCCUGGUGAGAACACUGAGGACCAGUCACCCACUGAAGACAGUGCCCUGUCCCCAGGACCACUAGCAGGGGCCAGGUGUGAAGAGCAGGUGCCGAACCAAGAUGAAGAGAAUACUGCUUUCCUCAAAAACCCAGAGCAGAUGGAGCCCCGUGAGGUCACAACCAAGCCAGAGGGUAGGACCAGAAACCCCCUUGAACAGGCCAACUGCCUGGGAGGUCUAGACAGUGAAGUCUCAGGGCCUGCCACCUUGGGUAUCAAAAGCCAAAGUGAAAACUCUAUAGGUAAUCAGGAUAAAGAAAAACAAGAGGAUUUGGAGACAGAUUUGGAAAAAGUUAGCUUCCAAUCAUGCCCAGACUACGUUUUAGGGCAGACACCAGCAGCUGAUGAGGUGAACUGUGCAGACUCAAGGGGCACAGGUGGAAACCACACGGAGAAUGUGUUACAGGCAGGAGGAAAUGCAGCCGGGGAGCAAGUGGGUCCAGUGGCCUCUGGUCCUUUGGAGCAGACCGAAGGCUCAGUGAGUCACAGUGGAAGAUGUGUGAAUGAUGGGGCAGGGCCGAGCUCAGAGGGGGAACUCGCCCGAGAAGUAGCUGAGCCUGAGAUUCAGAGCUCACAAGCAGGUGAGGAAAACACUGCUACAAAGGUUGGGGACAAUGAAGUAAAGGACAAGAAGCCCGUCCAGGCCACCCCUGAGAAUCCCAUAGUUCAGAGCAGCCAUCAGGACACAACAGGUUUAGGUAGUACAGAUGCCAAGCAUGCACCACGUCACGGGAAAGAUCCCAACAAAGGAAAGACCGAGCAGCAGGCAGAGGCGUUGGAUUCGCCACAGAAGAAGGCCAAGAACAAGAAGAAGAAAAACAAGAAGAAAAAAGCCCCAGCCCCUAUAGAAACCUGCAAAGAUGCCAACGAGGAGUUAAACUGUCAGAACACAGAAGCGGGUGGCAUGGAGGAAGAGGAACAUGUCCAGCUCACUGCUGAGAAACAGGCGGCAGAAAACCCAGAACAGGACAUCGGAGCAGGAAGCAGUGAACAUGUUGACUGCCCAGAAGAUCCUAAGACUCAUUUAAAUGGAAAACGGAAGCAAGAAGAGGAAGGUGGUGUGAAACCCCAGGCAGAGAAGGUGACAGCCGACAGAGACGUGGUGAUGUUUGAUGCUGAUACGGUUCAGUCGUUAGACACCAGAGCUGGUGAGGAGAUUGAAGAACGUGUUAUGGAGGCCCCCGCUGAUGGUCCCACAGAUGUCUUGGAUCAGAACAGUCUGCAGUGUGAAGACGGGGCCAUCUCCCCAAUGGGAAAGAAAGGUCUCCCAAUAUAUGCUAGUGAUGCCUCUCAGACAGGAAGUGAAGAGGAUCAUGUGCCCUCCCAACAUCCAGACCAGGUUGAGAGGGCUGUGGAUGACCACAGCCUAGACGACGGUGACCUGUCAGGGGAGCUCGGGGGCUUCAGUUCAGAAAGUGGGGAUCAGACAAGAAGGGAGGUUGGAGAUGGCAAAAAUAAGGAUUGCACCAUGUCGUGAGGAGGCAGAGGCAGGAGGCA
Messenger RNA from Acomys russatus (golden spiny mouse), 3352 nucleotides. It is a transcript of the gene Lrrfip1, whose product is annotated as LRR binding FLII interacting protein 1. The transcript has 20 exons. The record is from RefSeq and is a predicted model, not a curated record. Gene Ontology annotation, molecular function: RNA polymerase II cis-regulatory region sequence-specific DNA binding; DNA-binding transcription factor activity, RNA polymerase II-specific. NCBI's taxonomy places the organism in Eukaryota, Metazoa, Chordata, Mammalia, Rodentia, Muridae. Bases 237 to 3332 code for a protein of 1031 amino acids. Gene Ontology annotation, biological process: regulation of transcription by RNA polymerase II.